ACUGUUUCCUCUUACCUCUAUACUUUCAGCUGAAGAAGGACCAUUGAUUCUCCUCCAUAUCUUUCUGUUCUGCUUCAAAACACAUUACCUAUUCAAAGCCGUCCUUCUUCUGACCUCAUUCAGUUACUCUGGCUCAGCUUGUUUGUUGUCUGGGGUAACGCUGUUGCUGGGGACGAUGUCAGAACGCAUUCAGCUCUCAGUAGCCCUGUGUAGGAUUGGCUUUUACACGUGUCUCCAGACAUUGUGCUGUAAGGCUUCCCCUCCACCCAGACCAGAGUUUGAUGUUGUGUGUAUUGGACUGAGCGGUGCAGGCAAGACCCGUCUGCUAUCUCGUUUGUGCAAUGAGAUCAGUGAUGGUACCGUACCAACCACAGGUUUCAGCAUCAAGGCAGUGCCAUUCCAAAAUGCUGUACUUAAUAUCAAGGAGCUCGGAGGAGCCGAGACCAUAAAGAAGUACUGGUGCCGAUAUUACCAAGGAUCCCAAGCUGUGGUGUUUGUCCUCAACAGUGCAGCGUCAGAUGAGGAGAUGGAGGCAUCCCGAUCUGAGCUCCACUUGGCCCUGCAGCAUCCUCAGCUCUGCACUCUUCCUUUCCUCAUUCUCGCCAACCAUCAGGAUUCACCGGCUGCACGCUCUGUACCAGAGAUACAGAAGUACUUGGAAUUGCAGCCCCUGGGACGAGGGAAGAGAUGGAUUCUUGCAGGCAGCACAACAAACAACAUGGAGGCAUUGAAGGAGAGCUUCAGUCAACUCAUCAGAUUUUUGGAAGAGAAGGAGGUGCAAACUAACAGGAUAUGAUUCAAUCAAACUUCAAAGUGUAAAGUGGGUUUUAAGUGUUGUUUGCUAGAAGGAAUUUUCUGGACCUCUCUCUCGUAGAUGUUUUAUAACCCACCAGCGACAUAGAAGCAAACAGCCACAUGUUUUGAUGAGUUUACUGGCAUAUUUGUUACCAAGAGGUCAAGGGCCACACAUAUGCUCAUUUGGUAGCAGGUGAACAAAGUUCUUUAAAUGUAUCAGAUUUGUACCUAUAUUUGUAACAGUAAAAAGCUAUUUGAUAAGCUACAGUAUUUGUUAUUUAUCAGUUAGUUGUCCUGUGAUGUGCGUGUGAAAUGUAUGUAUAUGAAUGCAUAUAAAGUGUAUAUUGUAUGAGCCAAUCCAUAUUUCAAAAGAUGGCUAAGAAUCUGAACAUUCAUGCUGGAUUCACAUGUUUAAAGCGUCAUUUUGGAAAAUACUUUUUCAAAAAUUAAUAUUAGACCAUUUGUUUAAUUUAGCAAAUCUCCUAGUUUUCCGCACUCACAUUAAUCUUUGUUGCUUUCGCAUAGUCAUAAUUAGAAUGUUUUCCAGACAAAUUGUUUUGUUUUUAAGGGUACUAUGUUCCCUUUUCUCAGUUGACUAUAAAUGUCUCAAAUUAUGUUGUUAAUUUUGUUGUUUCAAAAGAUGACACACCCCUUUACUUGGCACUGUGUGAGCUGUUUUAGGUUUGGGCUGGAAUACAAACUCUAUCAAUCAGUGUCAACAACAGCUGCAUUUGACUAGUCCCUGUCUGCCAGGCUUAAGUUUUCCAACUGUCUGCGGAGACUCCUCCCCAUUUGCCAGCUCACUCUUUGCCCAGCCACUUUCCACUGCCUCACCCACUGCUUUCUGGUGGCAUUAUCCAAAUUCCUAUCCACAAAUUUAGAUUCCUGACUACGCACCUCUCCGAUGUGAGAUAUUUUCUCACGAGAUGUGAGAUGUCUCACAGGUGUCUUCAGACAUAAAGACUUGUAUCAGAGGAAUUUAGGUCUCACAUGCUGUGUUUCAGUAUAUUUAUAGUGUUAGUUAUGUUUUAUACUUUGCCCACCAAUUGCCACUUGAUGUCUUCUUUUUUAAAACCAUAUUUUAAUGCCUUCGAUUUGAUUGAGCCCAUUUAUUAGUAAGAUGUACUGUAUCAUUUAAUCCUUGGUAUUAGGAUUUUUAAGGAUUUAAUUUUUAGAAGAAGAUUUCAGCUCUGUAGGUCCAUACAAUGCAAGUGAAUGGUGACCAAAGCUUUGAAGCUCCAAAAAGUACAUAAAAGUGUGACUCCACUGGUUUAAUCAAUGUCCUCUGAUUUUAUUGGUGUUUGGGUGAGAACAGACCUAAAUAUAACUCCUUUUUCACUGUAAACCUUAACAUCAGCAGUCUCCUUGGCGAGCUAAGCUUGAUUACACUUCCUAACACCAUAUAGCACUCUGUGCAUGUGUCAAGCACUAGGAAGUGUAAUAGAACUUGAAACCAUGAUCAUGCCUACAGACUACAAUGGCAAGAUGUACAUCGAAAAAGGAGUUAUACAAUAUUUUGGUCUGUUCUCACCUAAAACCGAUUGGAUCACUUCAAAAGACAUGGAUUAAACAUCUGGAGUCUGAAGGCUGAUUUAUGCAUCUGCGUCGAACCUAUGGCGUAGGCACUGCGUAGUGUCCAACGCGUUGGGUUGCAUUUAUUGUUCUGCGUUGGUGUGUCUGCGUCGUUUUAUGAGUACACAGCCAAAAAGCUAACUAUAUUUCAUAAACAAAAACAAUGUAAUUUCUGGAUUCAGAAGUAUUUAUUAAAUUAUUGUAGCAUCAAAAAUUAGUUCAAAGUAUAUGAACAUUUAAACAUGGUUAAAGUGAACCAGUCACAGCUGUUGUGGUUUGUGUUGACGCAAUGCACAGUAACAAUUUUGAAGAGGUGCACGUCAGGCGUUUUGGAGCUUCAAAAUUUUGGUCAUCAUUCACUUGCAUUGUGUGGACCUACAGAGCUGAGAUAUUCUUCUAAAAAUCUUUGUGUUCAGCAGAAGACAAAAAUGCAUACACUUCUAGAAUGGCAUGCGGGUGUGUACUGUAAAUGAUGAGAAAGUAUUAAUUUAUGGCUGAACUAUUCCUUUAAGGUAACAAUUGCAGGUUACCACUUUUUACAGCGCAAACAUUUAUGGGACUAUGAUUAUUACUGGUAUGGGCUGGUUAUUUUCAUGCCAACAGCGUCUUAGUUCCACCUUUGCCCAGCAAAAUCAAAGCUACGUGGUGAAAAAAUCAAACUCUCCAUCGUAUCAUUGCUUCCCAAUCUAAUCUGUCUAGAACACAAAUUUCAUGCACUCAC
This is a messenger RNA of Myxocyprinus asiaticus (Chinese sucker), 3088 nucleotides long. RefSeq names its product ADP-ribosylation factor-like protein 15. The transcript has 5 exons. The record is from RefSeq and is a predicted model, not a curated record. Gene Ontology annotation, molecular function: GTP binding; GTPase activity. Bases 176 to 796 code for a protein of 206 amino acids. Lineage: Eukaryota; Metazoa; Chordata; Actinopteri; Cypriniformes; Catostomidae.